Penaeus chinensis is the source of this 1260-nucleotide messenger RNA. Its product is annotated as WD repeat-containing protein 73-like. Gene Ontology annotation, cellular component: spindle pole; cytosol. NCBI's taxonomy places the organism in Eukaryota, Metazoa, Arthropoda, Malacostraca, Decapoda, Penaeidae. Gene Ontology annotation, biological process: cytoplasmic microtubule organization. The transcript has 5 exons. The coding region runs from base 94 to 1161 and encodes 355 amino acids. Gene Ontology annotation, molecular function: protein binding. The record is from RefSeq and is a predicted model, not a curated record.
GCGGGCUAGCCCCAUCGCCCGCAACAGCUGAUCGUGUAAACAAAGCCCGAAGGAGAGGCAGGAGAGUGUCACGUGUCCAUUAGUUUUCUCGUAAUGUUUGACAGCGCCGCAGAAAGUGGGGAUUCAGAGGAUGAGUGGUUCUUUCAGUCCAUUCGGAGAUAUGAAGACCUCCUGAUGUAUGAUGUUCAAGGAGUUAUCUCUUCUGCCGUUUUCCGUAAUGAUAACAGACUCCUCUUGGCUUCCUCCAGAGAACAUACCCAUGAGGUGUGGGAACUGAGUGUCCCAGAAAAGCUCACAGCGGGUCCUGAUGCUGGCCUCACGAAGGAUAGAGACUUCAAACAGAUUACUGCUGGUUAUACUCCAGACCGGACAAAGGAGAUGUUGGUCAUCAAUUCAAAAGUUGUCUUAUCUGGUCCAAAGAGUGUGUGUAUGUACAAUAUCCCAAGUUUCAGUGACCCAACAGAUGUCAUGAGUCACAUAUGUGAUAUUAGAAAUGAUACUGGAGAUGCUACCUUGGCACAAUCAGAAUCCUGUAUAUACUCAGCAACAGAUGUGACUAAUCUCACAGACUUCAACUUCAAUACAAACAAGGUAUCCCAGCUGUCUUCACUUCCAAGCCAGAUAAGCCGUAAAGGCAGUGACGAUGCUUUGAAAAUUAGCAGCAUUGUGUAUCGAUCUGGAAAACUAUACAUAGGCCUGAGUGAAAGAGGGAUCACCUAUGUGUAUGAACUUGGGACAGGAAAGGUGAUACAGGAAAUCACAGCUUCUGAUACUUUAUCUGGAUUUUGGAAAAUUGAUAUUAGCCAGGAUGAAAAAUUUGUCGCUUUUGCCAAUUCAAAUGGCAGAGUGAAUGUUUAUGAUACUAGAAAAUUAAGCGAAGCAGUGUUUGAGGAAAAGAAAGAAGUACAAGAUCAGACUAAAAGUAAUCAUCAGAUACAUUUCAGUCCAGAAGGGAAUUUACUUUCAUUAUCAGGCUACAGUAAACUUGUUGAAGUAUUUGAUGUGUCUGAUCACAGUGAUAGGACAGAGGUAUUCUGUCAUGACGGACAUCGUGAUGAACAAAUAAGCACUAUACUAACUCACCUUUGGCAUCCGUCUCAAAACAAGCUUGUCUUUUCUGCUGAUGAUAUGGGUACACUACAGGCUUGGCGCUUUAAGUGAUCUUAAAUGAUUUUUUAGAAAGAUUUUCUGAAAACUAUUUUUAUAUAUGCAUUUAUUAUGUCUGACAGCCUUUUAGAAAUAUAUCUGAAAGCUUCCAGA